GAAUCAUAUGACUGUGUUGCUUUCCUUUAGUCACGCUUACGCUGGGCUUGUACAGGAGGAGCGGCAUUUCUAGUAGGCAUAGUCUGCCUUCUCCUUCUGUAACAUUAGCUCUUGGUUCUUUUAAACAGCAAUUCGGGAUGCUGGCCCUUUUCAACAGACUUCUGGAUUGGUUUAAAUCCCUAUUCUGGAAGGAGGAAAUGGAGUUGACGUUGGUGGGGCUUCAGUAUUCCGGCAAGACCACCUUUGUCAAUGUCAUAGCCUCUGGCCAGUUUAGCGAAGAUAUGAUACCAACAGUAGGCUUCAACAUGAGAAAAGUUACUAAAGGCAAUGUGACAAUAAAGAUCUGGGAUAUAGGAGGGCAGCCAAGGUUCAGAAGUAUGUGGGAGCGAUACUGCAGAGGGGUCAAUGCUAUUGUAUAUAUGGUUGAUGCAGCUGACCGUGAAAAGAUAGAAGCUUCUCGAAACGAGCUGCACAAUUUAUUAGACAAGCCACAAUUACAAGGAAUUCCUGUGCUAGUUUUGGGAAACAAAAGAGACCUCCAAAAUGCCUUGGAUGAGAAACAGCUCAUCGAAAAAAUGUAAGUUAUCAGUGUAAUUUUUGGUAACAAUUUAUCAUAUGAUGCUCAGAAAAGGAGCCUGCAGUAAUGUAAGCAG
Molecule: messenger RNA, 653 nt
Organism: Protopterus annectens (West African lungfish)
Lineage: Eukaryota; Metazoa; Chordata; Ceratodontiformes; Protopteridae
Gene: ARL8B
Product: ADP ribosylation factor like GTPase 8B
Exons: 5
Coding region: 138-581 (147 amino acids)
Biological process (GO): protein transport; anterograde axonal transport
Cellular component (GO): lysosomal membrane
Molecular function (GO): GTP binding; GTPase activity
Source: RefSeq, a predicted model, not a curated record